UAUGCAAAUGACUUUGUUGUCGUCUUUACCUAUUUACAACCCAAACAUGACUUUCAUUCUGUCUAUCGCUUUUUCAUUUUUUUUUUUUAUUUCUCAUCACGUGUUCGGAGUGUGUGACUUGCUCAUUUMAAAGGUGAGAGUUCGAGUCAAUCCUUGAAACAUUUCUGUUUCUAUCCUAACUUUUCUCUCGAUAUUUGCCAAAUGUUGCUUUGCGGUUGCACGGGUAACAUAACUUCUUCCAAAASGCGUAAUAAAUAAACCAGCAUCAAAUUCAUGAAAUUGAUGGCUUUGACUACCAUCAUAAUCAAAUUAAUUCUUUAUCACAUACACCGUUCAUUCCUCGGUUCAGUUUGGACCAUUUCUUGUCGUUGUUGUCGUUGGAAAAUCAGCCUGCUCAAGCCAGACAUCUUGACUCUCAGUUGAGUCUCAAGCUACAAAGAUGAAGUCAGUGGAAAUUAUCAUAACUGUACUAUUACCAUUUGUAAUUUUCGGUUAUGUUCUAUACAAGUUUCUCAACAAGAAAAGACCAAAAGCCAUCGACGAAGUUAUAGACCCAACAACGGGAAGAAAAAGAAUCCGAAUAUUUGACGGUGAAUUUCAGCGUGGCGUUCAUGAUAACCUAUAUUUGUAUGGAGAAGCCUUGGUAAGCAACGUUGUCUUCAUUGAAUCUAUGGUACCGCUGAAAAAGGAACUUCUUGUGAAAGCCUUAGUUUCUUUGGCUAAAAUUCACCCDCUUCUACGAAUGAYGUGUGAGUGGCAACAAAACAAUCGCUAUCAUACAGAAAUGAUUCAGUUCAGRCAUAAGGAACUCUUGUAUUCCGAAGAGAACACCGAAGACUGGGUACGAAGGUUCGAGAAAGAACUGCAAGAGGGCUACGACUUAGCUCAUGGUCCUCUUUGGCGUGUUGUUAAGAUCAAAGAAGACUUUGAUACAUCAAGAAAGAAGUAUACCACCAUAUUUCUACUUAGCUUCCAUCAUUCAAUCAGUGACGGGAUAUCUAUCAUGAAAUUCUUGGACAAARUUCUCGAGAUUUUGGAUCAGAUUUACUCCAACACUUUUGUGGAAGAAAAUCUAGAGCCCAUGCCUCUUCUGCCGCCUUUACUGGAGCUUAUCAAACAUGAGACUCAAAUGAGCUGGUGGAAGUGGAUAGCUUACAAAGCUAACGAUAAAUUAAGUACCUACAGAGGUGUACAAAACUCCUUUCUUAACCUGUUUCCACCUCCUCUGGUACAAAAUCCAACCAUGGUACCUAAAACCUGUCUAAUUCCAGGCUCUUUGACCGAAGCACAAACGAUUCUUUUAGUACAAAAUUGUAAAUCGAACAAAUGCACUGUCACUGGAGCACUUGGUGCAUGUUUUGCAGUUGCAAUAMCCAGAAUGGUAGYGGAAAUCGGUGGAAAUCCAAUUGAUGRUAAUUUUGDUAUUCCAGCAAGGAUAAGAGAUGGCUGCAGGCCUGUUGUCAGUGAUAACAGCUUUGGAUUAUACAUUGGGGWUGUAUUUCUCACUAUAACUCUACCUAAUACAUCAUCUCCAAAUCCGUUUUUCUGGGAUCUUGGGCGAAAGAUCUCAUUUGARACAAGAGAGCAGAUAAAUGCUAAAAAACAGUAUGGGAUUUGCACUCUUUUGGAAAARGGUUUAACAAGCUCAGUUAAAYAGGUGGAGAAGGCCAAAAGAGAUGCCAAAUAUGCAGGACGAAAUCCUUUAUUUGUGCUCUCAAAUCGCGGUAAUUUUCCAUGUGAAAAUCAAAGAAAGUUUACCGCGAAAAAAGUUUACACUGGUAUGUCAGAAACUGACUUGGGUUCAACAAUGGCGGUAUUUUCAGUAACAAUCGGCGGGCGAUUAUGCUGGAGUGUUGUGUACAGCAAUAAAGCUGUCCACAAGAAACACGCAACAAUAUUGUCAGAAUAUUUUCUUGAAGCCAUUAUCAAACUGGGAUGUCAGUUACAAGCAUAAAACAGACAACGUGACACCGAAAUAGUCUUCUCACAGCCGUUUUUUACUGAUCAAACUAAUCAAAGGUGUUGAAUAAGGCGAUCACAAUCGAUAAAAAGUACCAUUUGAUCGUGUUAGAUAAAUAAACGCUUAUUAAAUAGA
Messenger RNA from Exaiptasia diaphana, 2095 nucleotides. RefSeq lists its product as uncharacterized. The transcript has a single exon. The record is from RefSeq and is a predicted model, not a curated record. The coding region runs from base 440 to 1954 and encodes 504 amino acids. Lineage: Eukaryota; Metazoa; Cnidaria; Anthozoa; Actiniaria; Aiptasiidae.